AUGAGUUAUUCGUUCGUUGAGUCGUUCUUUAUCGGCUGGGCUGUUGGGGUCUGCACGAUUUCCCUCGUCGUCGCAAUCAUCGUUCUAGCUUUGCGGGGGACUGUACGUGGAGCUUCUUUCUUCUCCUGGCUAAGCAAAAGUCGCAACCCCGAUGUUGCUGAAACCUCUGCCGAACAGAAAACUGCAGCUACGAAUGCUCCGGCUCCUCAGCAAGUCCCAGAGAGCCAGGUUAUCCGCAGUCCGAUGAAUCCAAAUCCUAUUACCGAGCCACACAGGGAGUUGGCUCACCGUAUCAUACCUGUCUGGGGCCCCAAAGAAAUCGACCAGAAUGUUGGAUUCGAGUGCUUGGUCGAAAACUUUUGCAGUAAUCUUAUUUAUGGCCACGGAAAUGUCUAUACCGUGUCAGUGCCAACCAUCGAGAGAUCCUUAUUCAAUGACGAUGAACUAGUCCGCCUUGCCGGUAAUCCUCCCGAAGGUGACACGUGGUCAGAGUUGAUAUGCGAUCGAGAUACUCGAUACUACGCCAUAUGGAACUUUCUCGUCCGACUGCUCUACAGACGAAUGGAUCCAGACUGCGAUGUUGAAGAAUGUCUGUUGCCGCCUGAAGUCUCAACAUGCCUUCAGUUCAUCCCUGAGCGACAAUUCGCUCACAGGGAGGACUGUAUCUCGGUCUGGAGAGAGAUUCUGUUUAUGAUGCUCAUGGGUCGGUACAGAAUGAUAUACCAACCCGCGACCGGUCUCGAUAAAAAUGACCCGCGGCAAGAGAGGAUUCGCCCUAUGGUUUCUGAAGUCGCCGACGCCCUGAAUGUGGAGCUCCUAGAUGCUCGUGGCCGUUCGGCUGCUGACUUGGAAAGGAUUUUGACAGGCAUAUUCGGUAUCGCAGCAAACUGUGCUCUUAUCUUCUUCGGGCAACCCUCUGUGUGGGAAGCCAACUGGGAUUUAGACCAAGGUCGCCUCGUUGCUCCUAGGAUCAGGUUCAUGUGGAAUGGCCAGGUCAAAUGGACCAGGCCUGCUACCGUGUACAACGGCCCCCCGGGGGCUCGCAUCCUGGAGCGUUAG
Molecule: messenger RNA, 1059 nt
Organism: Fusarium tjaetaba
Lineage: Eukaryota; Fungi; Ascomycota; Sordariomycetes; Hypocreales; Nectriaceae
Exons: 2
Coding region: 1-1059 (352 amino acids)
Source: RefSeq, a predicted model, not a curated record